Messenger RNA from Cuscuta europaea, 9541 nucleotides. Lineage: Eukaryota; Viridiplantae; Streptophyta; Magnoliopsida; Solanales; Convolvulaceae. The record is from the annotation of a GenBank genome assembly.
GUGGGAUUGCAUCACUUCUGUUUUUGGAUGAACGGUAAUUGUAUUAAACCCCCAAAAAUAACAUUGUACAAUGUGUCACACAAGAUCAAAAGGAAGGCUAUCUAAGUUAGAAAAAAAUCUAACCUAAAUAUAAUGCAUCACCCUGAAAAUCCAUAAAGAGAAACAGACAGAAGAGUUAUCACCACACCACAUCCUUCUAAAAGAAAAACAAAUAGACAGUUAGCCCAAACCCUUUUGAGCCGAUUUUUUGUCUCUAGCUUCCUCCAUUUUCUUCCUCAGUUCCAUAAUUUUUUUCUUACAUUCUUCAAAGAUUUCCUAAUCUUCGGCACAUAGGCCUAUUCUUCCAGAGUCCGAUUCCUCACUUUCCGAAUCUUCCGGUGAGGAGGUGUCCCCGUUCAAUUCACAGUCCUGCACCUUUUCCAGCUCGCUAGCAACAUCAAUAUUGAUACGUUCGUAAUUUCCAUAUUUAUGUUUGUAUUUUUAAUUAGUUUUGCUUGACCUUUACUUUGGAAAUUACACACUUUUGGUGUAAUAGAUUAGUUUGUUAAAUUCUUGUAAAUAGGUUAGAUUAGAUAUAUUAUGAGCUCAAACAGGCAUUGAUCACUCGAAGUACAGUUGGUGAACCCAAAAAGUGGAAAGAAGGUGCAAAAGUCAAAGACAAAAGAAGAUCCUGAAUUUUGGUCUAUACUCGGUCGAGUAUUAGCUAUACUCGAACGGGUAUUAGGUUGGAACUUCAAAUCGGAUCAGAUCCGAAGACAAGGGAACAUGCCGGGAAGAUUUCGGCCACGAUUUUAUGUCUAUGCCCAAUCGGGUAGAUCGACAUACCCGAUCGGGUAUGCCUUUGAAUUUCAGACGAAGAUCGGUCGAGUAUGGUCCGAAUACCAUUAUCUAAGCAUACUCGACCGGGUAUUAAUAUAUACUCGAUCGGGUAUAGUUAUAGAAAAUAGCCUGAAACCGGUCGAGUAUAUCUCGGAUCGAGUGUUACACACGUACUCGAUCGGGGGUACCAUGUAUAUACCCGAUCGAGUACCCGAAUCCCAUCCCAAAAGCCUAUAAAUACACCUCCUUUCCUUCACAAAAAGAUAUCCAAUUCCUUUGUACAUCUAAGCUCAGUAUAGAAUAGCUCUUUCUUUAUAUUUUUCAUCAUGUUUAGUCUCCAAAUGAGGAGCUAAACUCUUCCAUCUUGGUUUUGCUACUUUGAAGCUUAUAUAGGUUGAAUUAAACUCAUAUAGGUUGUUUAUCUUAGUGUUUUUAAAGCAAACAAAUCUAAACCCCCCUUUUUUGUUACUAUUUAUAUAAAAGAAAAGUAUUCCUUUCCCUGUGGAUACGAACCUUACUACACUAUACUACGUAUUAGUGUCGUAUUGAUUAAGUAUUUUGAGUGCACCUAACGACAAGUGCACGUCAAGUAUCAUCUGGAAUUGUUUUACCAUCCUCCUCAGCCUCGACCUCGUCAUCCCUUAUUGUUUUAAAUUUUGUCUCCCUGCCCUUAAUCACCGUCUUCUCUUCCUUCUCUUCUUUAGCCAUUUCCCGUUCUUUCGCUGCCAGUUUUUUGCAAAUAAAUGGGUGGUGCCCAUAUUCUUUGCAAUGAAAACAGAAGUUGGGGAAGGUCUCGUACACCACAGAUUGAUUGACUACUUUACGGGAAGGUAGCUGAAUAGGAAAUGAAAGCGGUGGUGGUUUGGAAACAUCAACCUCAAUCAAAACCCUAGCAUAGAGAUGGUUGCUCCUGUCUUGGGUUACUUUAUCCGUGGAUAAUGGGACCCCAACCAUGGAAGCAAUCUCACUCAUAGCUUCCUGAUUCCAAAGCUUCAUGUGUAAAUUGGGGAAAUUUCACCCAAAUGGGGACCUUAAGAAAUUCAUCAUCAUCAAAUGAAAAAUCCUCCGAAAGAGCUUUCAACAUUAGUUGUAUACCAAAAAUGGUAUAAGGUCCCCCCUUCAACACUUUUUGUCUAUCUUCUUCAUUGUGAAAUUUAAAAAUAACCCACCCCUUUUGGUGAGUUUUCACAAUGCAACUCACACCCCAAGUAUUUUUCAAUUCAUAGAUGACCUUAAGUCCGGGAUGUUUCCCGGUAAACAUACCAACAAGGCAAAAACCCCACAUCUCAAUCAUGGAGGGAAGUUUCCUAUCAACAAAGUCUAGGGAGUUGCCUUUUGGCGGGAUAUACCUCAGUUUGAUACCAUUUGAGGGGUCUCGGUUAUCUUUGAAGAGUGCAGACCAUGUCUUCUGUCUCAGUUGUUCCAGCUGCUCAGACAACAUCUCAUCUAGUUUCCCAUUUUGCACCAUAUUACUGGCAGUAGCACAAGUCUUGCUAGGAAUUGUUGUAGUCCCAGGGGAAUCAACAACUUGGAUCCCUGCAGCAGCAAAAGGCUUGCUUGGAACUCUUGCAGUCCUUGGGGUAUUAGCAUGGUCACAGUUUGGUUUUCCUGCAUCACUUCUUCUUCCUAGAGGACGUACUGUGCACUCAAGGUGUGCUAUUCCACUCAAUGUUACUGAAGACUCAACCUGCAAUAUAAAGCGUGGUAGUGUGUUGGCUAAAUUAAUUCAAAUGGCCAAGUUUAUUAUUUGGGAUGAGGCCCUAUGAUACACAGGCAUGAUUUGCCCACAACAAAUUAAAUUAUAAUCUAUUCCAUUAAAUUACAAUAUAAUUUUAUUAAAACAAAAAAUAGUAGUAAUAUGUAUUUUAUUGAAUGUGUUCUCAAAAAAAGAAAAACUCUAGGAAAUUUUUAAUUAACUUAUGGUUCAUUUUGGGAAUUAUUAGUUUUGCCAUAUUUGAAGAUCACAUCACACCAUUGGAGGUUGAUAAUCCUUGUUGUGGUUGCUCCUACAAUUGCAACAGUGGGUUUAGUUUUUUACACAUGCAUGUGAAUACUGUACAAAUUGAUUAGUUUUAUAUGAUAUAAAUAAAAACUUUGACUAGGAUAAAAACUUAAACUGAAAUGCAUUCCUUUUUUUCUUUCAGAGUAAAGCCGCCGCCAACAUGUAAAUUAAGGCCACAUAAAGUUUCUUAAGUUUUAGAAUUUCUGGAACACUCCUCACGCUCUAUUCACCAUCGCUUGCCUCAAGGGCUUAAGAGGGCUUUAUGUUGGUUUUUACCCUGCUGUUCUUGGAUCAACUAUUUCAUGGAGCUUAUAUUUUUACUUUUAUAGCAUAGCAAAGAAAAUGUACAUGAAAGACAUGAAGGAGUCAAACCCCGAUUUUCAUCUUGCUUCAGCUUCUAAAGCAGGAGCUUUGGUAUGGUUUUGCACCAAUCCUCUUUGGCUUGGAAAGACAAGAUUGCAACUGCAGACUCCUCAACAUCAUACUCGCCCUUAUUAUGGCUUUCAUGAUGCUUUAAAAACCAUAAUGAAAGAAGAAGAGUGGAAGGCACUUUACAAGGAAAUUGGACCAGGUAAGUUAUUAUCCUCUUAUAUCCUUAACCAACCUUGGCACUUAUCAUCAAGGCACGAGGGUAUGGUUCUAAUCCUUGAUACGUUGAUACACUCACAAUUAUAUUUAUGUGCUUUUUUUAUGUGUGCAACGUGCUAUUCAGUGAGGAUAAAAUGUAUGUCGUCGAUGGCUCACUUCUCACCAUUGAAGAUUAUUGUUUGCUUCCUUGCAUAGGUGCUAUUGCAGAUGUUUAGGCCUUUUUAUUUCCUGUAGAUGAUGUUUUAGCACAAUUCUAUAAUUUAAAGUGUAUUUUUUUCUUUUGGAUUGUGCUUUAUUACAUUUAUGACUUCAAGGGUAUGCCCCUAUGAAUCACGUACAUUUAUAUGAAAACAUGAGAUAUAAAUAAAGUAAUUGUCCUAAGUAGGACUAAAACAUAAUGAAAAUGCACUAAUAGGACCUUAAUUUUUUUAUUCCUUAAGUAGGACUAUAUUAGUCCUAUGUAAAAACAUAAUAAACUUUCAUACCCUUAAUACCCUUCUUUUAAUUAAUUCCUAAAAUUCCUUAAUUUCCAUCCUAUUCUCUCUCCUUGCACGAUCAAUUACCUUUCUCCUUGUGCUUAGGAAUAGAUCGACUUCUCCUGUUCUCCCCUACAACUUCUCUUCUUGCAUCGCAGCCACCGCCGUCUCUCCCGCCUCAGGCCGCUAUCGUCACUACCGACUUCGCCACACGCUGUCACUGGUUUCCUCUCUUCUUCUUCUUCUUCUUCUUCUUCUUCUUCUUCUUCUUCUUCUUCUUCUUCUUCUUCUUCUUCUUCUUCUUCUUCUUCUUCUUCUUCUUCUUCUUCUUCUUCUUCUUCUUCUUCUUCUUCUUCUUCUUCUUCUUCUUCUUCUUCUUCUUCUUCUUCUUCUUCUUCUUCUUCUUCUCCUCCUCCUCCUCCUCCUCCUCCUCCUCCUCCUCCUCCUCCUCCUCCUCCUCCUCCUCCUUCUCUUCUUCUUCUUCCUCUUCUCCGAUCUUCUCCGAUCUCCUCCUCCUUCCCCUCCUUCUUCUCCUAUUCCUCUAUUUAAAUGAGAUUUGCCACUGAUUUUUCUAGUUUUCCUCAUAUUGUUACAUUUCCCUGGGUUUUGACACUGAUUUUGCCAAUUUUAGGAUUUUUUUUGUAUUUUCUGACUUUUUGUUUCAGAUUUCUUAGUUUUUUUAAAAGUUCAAAUUAUCCAAAAGUUUGGAUGAUGGCUUCAGAUUUUGCCAAGUUUAUGGCAGAAAUGUGUACACCAACACCCAUAUAAUGGCAAAAACGUUUUUGUGUAAAUCGAUUUUGCUAAAUUUUUGUCAUUCGCCUCGUAUAUUUAAUUUUAGAUUAUGUUAUGGUGCUUAUUUCAUUUUUUUUGAAUUUUUGGUUAUUGACUUCAUUUUUUGCCAAAUUUAUGACAGUCUCGUGUAAAACUCCAAGAUAAAUCUGCCAACUUUAUGGCAAAUAUGAAAAACCUUAUUGAUGGCAUAUUUCAAAUACUCUUGAAAGUUAAAUCUUCCAACGUAAUGGCAGAUGUAUGGCGUCAAAGCUGUGAUGACGGCGGCGGUGCUCGAAGUUGGGGUGGUGGCCAUGGUGCACCAGAGAUGGCGGAGGAUGGUGACGGCGACAAAUUGUAACGCUGGUUGGGCUACACCACUCGGCGGCGAUGGAUGGUGGCACUAGGGAGGGGUUAAAUCGGUGGUUGAACAUUGCACGAUGUUUGCCUUUUUUUCCGGAAACUGCCAUCUAAACUAAUUAAUUAAAAACUAACUAAUUAUGAUUCAAGGAUAAAAUUGGCAAAGCAGACCCUUUUAAGUCCUAGGAAACACCACUCACUUUCUAGUCCUAUUUGUGCACAUGAAACUAAUUUUAGUCCUAAUGGGUCAUUAAGUCAUGUAUAUAUCCAAAAGAUUUCUCACUAAAGUAGGAGAGAUUUGUAGUUUACUUCCAUAUAUAGCAAUAUACAAAAACAUGGCAAGAUCUACCACCUUAAAUCUCAAUAGCCUAAUAACGUUACUUUUAAUGCAUAUUAAGGGGUUUACUUAUAUAGGAGAUUACUUACUUUGUUCCUAUAUAUACAAAAUAUAUGUGCACAAUUUGGUAAUGUUUUUUUUUUAAUUUUUGAUUUAUUCAAAAAAAUGUAAUUUGUUUUUUUCGAAUUUUAUUUUUCUGUUUAAUUAAUUAAAUGUUUUUCAUUUAGUAAGUUAUCGUUUAUUGUAAUAUUUUGAAUAUAUUGUAAAUAAAAUAACCAUACUUAAAUAACACGUUAAUUGAUCUACAAGUAUGAUUAAAAAUUUAUAUAUUGCUCUUUCUAAUCAAGAGAUAAAUAGUAAUUAGAGAUGCUAUAUUAGUAUUAUUAUUUAUAAGAAUAUGUGAAGUGUAUAUAUUCAUAUAUGUCUCUGAACUUGCAAUGAAACGAAUUUUGAAAACUUAAUAACUUUGUAAUUCAGCCUCAUUCAAUAUUAAUAUUAGCCAUAAUAUUAUUACUUUGUCUGUAAAUAGUAAUAAAGUCAAUACUCUUAAACACUCAAAAUAACACUCACAAAAUAUUAAAUGAAAAUUCAAUGGCAUUGAGAAGUCUAAGAUCAAACUUGUUUGAAACAAUAUGUGAACAAAAGUAUAAAAGGCGGUACUGAAUCAAAUAGAAAAUAAUAAUUCAAUAUCAUGACUUUUCAAUCUUGACGGGCUUAAGUUUCUUGUUGCUUGAGCCCUGUAUUGAGCAGUUGACAUCACAAAUGACUGCUUCUUCCAAUUCUCGACAUCGUCCACUUGAUUUUGGAGUUCCUUUCCCAUCAGUUUCAGUGUCUUAAAUAACCCGCAACAAAAAAUUUGUAAACUGCCUCUCAAAUUUAUUAUUUACUAUGUUUACUAUUCUGGUGAAGUCGACUGAAUGACGUUGUUACGUUAUUAUUAUAAUACCAAUGGUGAAGUAGUUUUGCUUUUGCACUUUCCUAAGCUAAUCUAUUAGCUAUUUUGAUGCACAUUUAAGCAGUUUUCCAGAUCAAUUACAGUAUACCACCAACAUAAUCUCGUGUGUGAAUCCGUAGAGUUAAGGUAUUACCACAUUUGAGUCUAUUGUCGGCAAAGAUUCAAAAAGAAAUUCCAAGUUAAGGUACAAUUCAGAUGAAUUGUACGCCUCUGGAUAAUUUUUAAGUUUUAAAAUGGAUAAAUAUUUAAUGAAACAAAGAUAUAUUAAAACGUUUGAGGUAUAUUACCUCAGAACUCGUUCCCUCACUUCCUGUUGCCAACUUGAAUUGCUUUAUUUUUUCUUUAUCACUCGAUAUCAUGCCUAUUACAUAAACCUCUUCACCAUAGUUAGAGUCUGUGUUUGCAGACAUGGUUUUGAAUAGAUAUUCUUGUCCGAUCAAUUCAGAUAUGACUUCAGGGCAACUGAUAGGUCUAAGUGUUGCCUACAAACAGUUAGUUGUUUGGAAAUUAUAUGUUACAGUAUAUGAAUAUAAAUAUAUUUUUAAACAAAUAAUUUAAAUAUGAAGUACAUAAGUACCACAUCGAGGUGUUCGUGAAAAUCUCCUGCCGCCUUUCCAAAUAGUAGUCGUCCUCAUCCCAGAACAUUACAUCUGCAAAGUUUGUCCCAUGCCUGAAUUUCAUUUUCAAAGUAUAUCGCCAAACACCCUCAUCUCUACUUCUACCGCACUUGCUGCACACUACAUGUUCUUCACGCAGUUUCUUACAACACUUCGCGUCACCACAACAAAAAUAAGCCAAAUUCCGUGAAGAAAAUGUGGGAUGUAUCACACCAUAGAACCAUCAUCCUCGAACAUCUGCAUUGAAUAUAAGCUUUGAGAAGAGGUGUAUGUAAUAUGAUGCAAGCUAUGUUUAGAAUAUAAGAUGUUUCUUCUUUCUCAUACAAGUUCUUCAAAUUUAAUAAACGGUAUAAAGAAGUUUACACUGUUGAGCAUUGCAUAUAUGUUUACAAAAUUAAACAUGAUUACUGUUUAAUUUUAGAAUUGCUAAAACAAAUAAACUAUCCCUGAGGCAUUAAUAAGAGAAAAAAUUUAAACGAUACUAUGUAAUUAUUACUUAUCAAAUUAAAGAAUAUAUUAUAAUUUAUAUAUUACUCUCAAGAUCGAAUAUCAGAGGCAUUUGAAAAUUGUGUUAUAAGACACGUUAAUGAGAAACAUGGACCGAUAGGCACUACUAGAAUUUUCCUUAUUUGCUUCUCUCCAAUUGCUGCGGUUCUUAUCUAAACCGCAACAAAUAAGCAAAAUUUAUAAGUAUUUGUUGCAGUUCCUUUACGACCGCAACAAAAAGUAGGAAAAAUUCAUACCUUUUGCUGCGGUUGUAUAGGAACCGCAGCAAAUACUUACUAUAUUUCGAAUUUAAUUUUUUUUUGCUGAAGCUUUUUGCCGCGGGUAAAGGUGAACCGCAUCAAUCGUUAUGUAGUUGCUGCGAUUGUAUGGAGAACCGCAGCAAAAGGGGGUAUUUACCCUCUUUCCGACCUUUCAAUCGGCAAAAACCAGCUAGCCCCCUCCCAGAAAACCCUACGGGCCAAUUAACCUUGGUGCAACCACCGAAGCCAAGUCGCCGACAGGCCUUGCUGACGGCCCUCACCGACGUCCAUCGCUGACGUAAUUUUUGGCGCCGUUCAGAGGUGCCGUCCGAAAAAUGAUAUGUGCAGAUUAUCAGUGAAACUGGCCACUUCUCCAUGGUGCAAUCCGUCUCUCGUUCGAAUCUCAGGUCAUCUCUCUUUCUCUCUGGAUAAGCUUUACAGGGUUGGACAAAUUUCUACAGCAGAAUGCCAGCACACAGACAAACACCUAUACUAUAUAUAGAUACGCUUGGGUGCGUGUAUGGAUGCAUAUAUUAUGCUCAGAUGGAAUUUUAUGCAUUUAUAGAUUCCAUUACUUCAGGUCGUUCAGUUUCACUUAGUUGCGAUUGAAGUUCCAAUGUCCAGAAGCAUUUAUACAUUAAGAAGAUGUUUUGGGUAGUUUAUUACCAAGUGCAAAAACAAAUUACAUUCUUGUUUUAUUUUGGUGAAACAACGUCUGAUACAGGAGUUGGCAUUACUCUGGAGGAAUACCAACAUUUGAGGUACCAAAUGGCCCUGUUCAGGCUAGUAAAUGGGCUGCGGGAUUAGUUUCCUUGCGUGGAUUGAAGCAUAAAGAAAGGGUAAAUUCCACUUAGGUCGGGUUCUGUUUGCAAUUUACAAUUUUCGAGUUCUCCAAAGCAACCAACAAUGGCUUUGAACCCUCAAUCCCCUAUUUAUUCCUGCUGGAACCAACAAAUCAUCGACUAUUCAUCCACAACCACUUCGACCUGCUCUUCACCGCCUUUCACCACAGCCCUUUUCCAUCCUCCUCUCAAGAGUUUUCUGGGACUAGGGUUUCACUCUUCAGGAGGCAGCUCAAUCCUCUAUGGCGGGCAUCAUCACGCUAUUUGCAAACUACUCAUUUCUCUAACAAUCUUAACCAGCAAGGUAUUUCUGACAAAGAUAUGCAUAACUUAAACCUCUACAUGAAAAACACCGUUUCUUCUAAGAGACUGACUAGACUGCCUUCAACCUCAAAGAAUGGCGCACAUUUCAGGAUAAAAACUUAAUUCAUAUUAAUAAGAUCAUUAUCCACGAUACAUGAUAAGAAGUCCGGAGGAUUAGAAAACCAAGCGUGCAAUUCAGAAUCACCAUAGUGUAAUUUGCUGUUGGUUGCAGUUGAACUGUUGGUUGAUUACUAUAACAUGCCUGCAUCAUGCACGGAAAAUUUUAUUAUGGGCAUUGAGUGUGGUUCUUUAACUUUUCCGGUAGAAAGCGUCACCAGCCUAAGAACAGAUUUUGAGGAUUAUGUCCUUAAGCACAGGGAUAAACUGGACAGUGUUUGUCCUUCUUGCUUUUCAACUGGGUUUCUUGGAGUACCGGACGAGAUCAAUAUUUGUCGAGAGAUGAAGUGUGUGAAGUUUGCGAUGCAUUGGUGAUACAAGUGUGUGAUAAUUUAUUGUAAACUACUACGUAUUAGUUUUUAUAAACUUUAAAAGAUGAGGAUUUCUAUUGUAUGUAUAAUGAACUUUGGUGAUGUAUACCUUAGUUCUUUUGGAAUUAUGGUUUUGUUUUGUGAUGUAAGAUGCUCUUGUUGUAAUUUGAAAGUUUCUUAUUUUAUAAAUAACAUAUGUUUUGGUUUGAAACACCAUGUUUGUAAACUUGGCCAUUGCGG